AUGUCCUUCUACGUCGCCCCAAGCCAGCAGCGCACCCUCCGCGCCUGCAUGGUCUGCACCCUCGUCCAACUCCACAGCAAAUUCAUGCGCGAAGGCUGCCCAAACUGCGAUAGCAUCCUCGGCCUGCGCGGCAACAACGACGCCAUCCAGGAGUGCACGUCGCAGGUCUUCGAGGGCCUGGUUACGCUGCGCGACCCGACGACGAGCUGGGUGGCGCGCUGGCAGCGGCUGGAUGGUUACGUCGCGGGGACGUAUGCGGUGAAGGUGACUGGUUCGCUUCCUGACGAUGUUAUUACAAAUUUGGAGGAUUCGGGGGUUAAGUAUAUCCCGCGGGAUGGGAGCGCGGCUGAGGAGGAGGCAUAG
Aspergillus clavatus NRRL 1 is the source of this 363-nucleotide messenger RNA. It is a transcript of the gene spt4, whose product is annotated as transcription elongation factor SPT4. NCBI's taxonomy places the organism in Eukaryota, Fungi, Ascomycota, Eurotiomycetes, Eurotiales, Aspergillaceae. Gene Ontology annotation, molecular function: zinc ion binding; RNA polymerase II complex binding. Gene Ontology annotation, cellular component: DSIF complex; nucleus. The record is from RefSeq and is a predicted model, not a curated record. The coding region runs from base 1 to 363 and encodes 120 amino acids. The transcript is spliced from 4 exons. Gene Ontology annotation, biological process: regulation of transcription elongation by RNA polymerase II; mRNA processing; chromatin organization.